Nerophis ophidion (straightnose pipefish) is the source of this 9305-nucleotide messenger RNA. RefSeq names its product glutamate receptor, ionotropic, N-methyl D-aspartate 2B, genome duplicate b (gene grin2bb). Gene Ontology annotation, biological process: excitatory postsynaptic potential; monoatomic ion transport; synaptic transmission, glutamatergic. The transcript has 16 exons. Gene Ontology annotation, cellular component: postsynaptic membrane; NMDA selective glutamate receptor complex; postsynaptic density membrane. The record is from RefSeq and is a predicted model, not a curated record. Gene Ontology annotation, molecular function: NMDA glutamate receptor activity; transmitter-gated monoatomic ion channel activity involved in regulation of postsynaptic membrane potential. The coding region runs from base 1060 to 6213 and encodes 1717 amino acids. NCBI's taxonomy places the organism in Eukaryota, Metazoa, Chordata, Actinopteri, Syngnathiformes, Syngnathidae.
GAACGAAGCGAGUGAGAGAGAGGGGGGGGAGUUAAAACCGAAAGCCCCUCACUAAACAGCAAAAACGGAAGGCUUUGGAGUAUUCAAUUUUUUCUUUCGCUUUAUAUUUUUCCUUUUCCUCAUCGCGGCGCUGGGAGGCGCCUCCUCUUUCCACAGCGUCUCUCUGUCCCUCAUUUGCCUCCUCAUCUACUUCUCCAUCUACCUGCUCUAGAAUUGUCUCUCUUCAUGACGAGGGGAGCCCACUUUCCUCGCCGGCGCCAUCCUUUCCUCUCCUCCUCCUCCCUCACGCCAUUCCGCCAUUUCCACAACUCUCACCUCUUACCAACUCGGAUCCAAUUUCUUGCUUUAAAACUCCUUGAAUGACUUUUUUUUUCUUCUCUUUUGGCCCCGCCCACACCUGUUUACUUUGCACCACACUCUUGCAGGACUCUUAAAUGUCCCUCUAGACUGAAGAAGAGACCAUCCAGCCUGGAGUUGGACAAGAACUGAAGAUGGCUGGUUAGCAACGGACUUCUGCAGGCGAAGAGAACGUCCAAAAAGGAAGAGAGAAGGAGGGAAGAAGAAGAAGAGUGUGUGUAUAUAUAUAUAUACAUAUAUAUAUAGAUCCAUAUAUAUGUAUGUAUAUGUAUAUAUAGAAGUGCAGACUGGUUCUCAUCUUCUCAUCUCCACGGCAACUGCACAGACUUCUGGGAGGAGAGCUGGCAGAGUGUUGGAGCGGAGAAGAAGCCAAUGAAGCAACGUUGUUCAUGAUGCUCUCUUCCUCUUACCCGACACUUUUGACUCUCUUCUGGUUCACCUUUUAGAGCAACACCUUUUAUUUAUUUUGUGUCACAUUGACACAAACGCGAACCGCGUCCUCAAACUGAUACAACCAACCGGCGAUUCCUCUGCCGGGGACCCCCUCACCCCCCUUUUGUCGCCUCACCCUGCCGUCCUUCCUGCGAGUGACUUCCUGUGCCCGCCCGCCCUUCACCCGAGGCUAUGAGAGGAGGAGUCCAGUCCCAGCCGCUCACUCCAUCAUGCCAGCUGUGAAGAGCAGAGAGGAGAUCCGGGCUGGCGAUGUUCAAGUCACACACCUCCACCAUGCUUGUCAGCCUCCCCCCCGUCCCGUCUCGGGACACACCACCCCUCUCCACUUCCUCUCGCCCACGCCCACCCCCACAUCCCUGCUGGAGGCCGCUGCUGCCCCUCCUGCUUCUCUCCCUGCUCCUGCAGCCCGCCUGCGGGGCUCGCAGGGCCGGCGGUCCGGGCGCGGGGUCAGGAGGCGCCCACGGGGGGCCGGGCGGCCCCAAGCGAGGCGCGGCCGUCCCCCCUCAGUACUCCCCCGGACCCCAAGCGCUCCCGCCCAUCAGCCCCAAACUGGGCAGCUCCCUCAGCAUCGCCGUCAUCUUGGUCGGGAACUCUAGCGAAGUGGCGCUGGGGGCGGGGCUGGAGAAGGAGGACUUCCUGCACAUCCCCUACCCGCCCAAGGUGGAGGUGGUCACCAUGAACGAGACCGACCCAAAGAGCAUCAUCCACCAGAUCUGCACGCAGAUGAGCAGGAACUCGCUGCAGGGCGUGGUUUUCGGGGACGACACGGACCAGGAGGCCAUCGCUCAGAUCCUGGACUUCAUCUCGGCGCAGACUCACAUUCCCAUCCUGGGCAUCAGGGGAGGAUCCUCCAUGGUCAUGGCGGCCAAGGACGACAACUCCAUGUUUUUCCAGUUCGGUCCGUCCAUCGAGCAGCAGGCCUCCGUCAUGUUGAACAUCAUGGAGGAGUAUGACUGGUACAUCUUCUCCAUCGUCACCACCUACUACCCCGGCCACCAGGACUUUGUCAACAAGGUCCGCAGCACCAUCGACAACAGCUUUGUGGGCUGGGAGCUGGAAGAAGUCCUCCUGCUGGACAUGUCCGUGGACGACGGAGACUCCAAGAUCCAGAACCAGCUGAAGAAACUGCAGAGUCCGGUCAUCCUGCUCUACUGCACCAAGGAGGAGGCCGCCACUAUCUUCGAGGUGGCUCACUCCGUGGGCCUCACAGGGUACGGCUUCACCUGGAUCAUUCCCUCGCUGGUGGCCGGAGAUGUGGACAACGUGCCCGCCGUUUUCCCCACAGGGCUCAUCUCUGUGUCGUACGAUGAGUGGGAUUACAACAUCGAGGCCAGGGUGCGCGACGCCGUCGCCGUCAUCGCCACGGCAACAUCCACCAUGAUUCUGGACCGGGGGCCCCACACCUUGUUGAAGUCCAGCUGCGUCGGCACCUCCGACAAGAAGAGCGCCGGCACCGGCCACUCCAAAGAAAUACUCAGGUACAUCAUGAACGUGACAUUUGAAGGCCGUAACCUGUCCUUCAGCGAGGAAGGCCACCAGAUCUUCCCCAAACUGGUCAUCAUCCUUUUGGACAAGGACAGACAAUGGGACAAGGUGGGCAAGUGGGAGAGGGGCUCACUGGCCAUGAAGUACCACGUGUGGCCUCGAUUCGAGAUCUUCACCCCGGCGGAGGAUCACGAGGACCACCUGUCCAUCGUCACGCUGGAGGAGGCGCCCUUCGUCAUCGUGGAGGACGUGGACCCGCUGAGCGGCACCUGCAUGAGGAACACCGUGCCGUGCCGGAAACAACUCAAACUCAGCAACCAAACGGUCGACUCGGGCAUCUACAUCAAGCGCUGCUGCAAAGGCUUCUGCAUCGAUAUCCUGAAGAAGAUCGCCAAGUCGGUGAAGUUCACCUACGACCUCUACCUGGUCACCAACGGCAAACACGGCAAGAAGGUCAACGGGACCUGGAACGGCAUGGUGGGGGAGGUGGUGCUGAAGAACGCUCACAUGGCAGUUGGCUCGCUCACCAUCAACGAGGAGAGGUCGGAGGUCAUCGACUUCUCGGUGCCGUUCAUCGAGACGGGCAUCAGCGUCAUGGUGUCCCGCAGCAACGGCACCGUGUCACCCUCCGCCUUCUUAGAGCCCUUCAGCGCCGACGUGUGGGUGAUGAUGUUCGUCAUGCUGCUGAUUGUGUCCGCCGUGGCCGUCUUCGUGUUCGAGUACUUUAGCCCGGUGGGUUACAACCGCUGCCUGGCGGACGGCAGAGAGCCCGGCGGUCCCUCCUUCACCAUCGGAAAGGCCAUCUGGCUGCUGUGGGGUCUGGUCUUCAACAACUCCGUCCCCGUGCAGAAUCCCAAAGGUACCACCAGCAAGAUCAUGGUGUCCGUCUGGGCCUUCUUCGCCGUCAUCUUCCUGGCGUCCUACACUGCCAACCUUGCAGCCUUCAUGAUCCAGGAGGAGUACGUGGACCAGGUGUCGGGCCUGUCAGACAAAAAGUUCCAGAAGCCUAACGAGUUCUCGCCGCCGUUCCGCUUUGGCACGGUGCCCAAUGGGAGCACAGAACGCAACAUCCGUAACAACUACCGGGACAUGCACGCCUAUAUGACCAGCUUCCACCAGAAGAACGUGGACGAGGCCCUGCACAGUCUCAAGUCCGGCAAACUGGACGCCUUCAUCUAUGAUGCCGCGGUGCUCAACUACAUGGCGGGCAGGGACGAGGGCUGCAAGCUGGUCACCAUCGGCAGCGGUAAAGUGUUUGCCUCCACGGGCUACGGUAUCGCCAUCCAGAAGGACUCGGGCUGGAAACGAGCUGUGGACCUGGCUAUCCUCAUGCUGUUUGGAGACGGUGAGAUGGAGGAGUUUGAGGCCUUAUGGCUGACAGGUAUCUGCCACAACGAAAAGAACGAGGUGAUGAGCAGUCAGCUGGAUGUGGACAACAUGGCGGGGGUCUUCUACAUGCUGGCGGCGGCCAUGGUUCUGUCAUUGAUCACCUUCAUCUGUGAACACUUGUUCUACUGGCAGCUGCGCUUCUGCUUCAUGGGCGUGUGUUCUGGCACGCCUGGCUUUACCUUCUCCAUAAGCAGGGGUAUCUACAGCUGUAUCCACGGAGUCCAAAUUGAAGAAAACAAGUCCACCCUAGACUCUCCUUCAUCGAGCAUAAAGAAGAACAUGAACAACACCCACUCGAACAUCUUGCGGUUGCUCCGCACUGCCAAAGACAUGACUGCAGUCCCGGGCAUUAAUGGUUCGCCGCACGCGGCCCUGGAAUACAACCAUAGCGGUCGUGAAUCGGCUAUUUAUGACAUUCAGGAGCAUCGGCGCAGUCUCGCGGGGCACCCUGCAGACUGUAAGUCCGCACCGCCCUACUUGCAAGAGGACAACAUGUUCACUGACUACAUCAGCGAGGUGGAAAGAACUUUUGGGAACUUACCCUUGAAGGACAACAACUUGUACCAGGACCCUUACCGACACCACCACCCAGUCUCGGCUUUGGGUAUGUCCGGCCCCCCACCUAAUAGGCCGCGUAGCUUAGGCAGCGCUAGCUCGUUGGAAGGGGGCAUGUUCGAUUGCGAAAGUCUGGGGGGAGGAGUAGCACCCAUCUUUACCACACAGCCCCGCCCCUCCAUGACUCACAAGAAUACCAAUAAGUUUGACCUGAUUGCAGGUCACCCAUCUGCAGAUUCCAACCAGGUUGGGUUCAAGGGAAGCAAUGUGUAUGGGAGGUUUUCAUUCAAAGGAGGCGCAUCCAGCACAGGGCUCAUCGGGGGUCCCGAGAGGUACUGUGGGGGAGGUGGGGGCGGGGGAGUCUCAGGGGGCGAUGAUGGAAACAUUCGCUCUGACGCGUCGGAUAUCUCCACUCACACCGUCACUUACGGCAACUUGGAGGGCAACGCCAAGCGGCAUAAACAGUACAGGGACAGCCUGAAAAAGAGGCCGGCCUCGGCCAAAUGCAGACGGGAGCAGGACGAGGUAGAGCUGAGCGGCUUCAGGAGGAGGCCCCACCACCACACCGUUCACCACCACUUCCCGCACGGACCCCUGGCGCACCGCACUGUCUCACCUUCACUGGAGCGGAAGCGAGUUGGGGGUAACUCACCUUAUUUAUUCCGCAAAGACAAAGAGAACUUGAGGGAAUUCUACGCGGACCAAUUCCGCUCUAAGGAGGGCCAGUGGGAGCAGGAGGGUGGAAGUGGAGGAAGUGGUGUGGGUGUCGGUAGUGGUGGUGGUAUCUGUAAAAGCUUAGUUCCGGUUGAAGAUUUUCUCAAAGGUAAAGUAAAGAAGCAGGAGUCUAAAGGUGGGUCAGUGUCAGCAGGUCAGCAGGCCCACACCUGCUGGGAGAAAGCAGUUUCUGGACUCGGAGGAGGCGGCAUAGCAGGAGGUGACUGGGAGUGUCGUAACUGCCACAGCGUGUGUCACCACGCUGGAGGGGUAGGAAGCAUGUGUCCAGCUAGCGGGGUCGGGGGGACCUGCAGUCGCCCUAGCUCUGCCAGUUGCAAACGCUGUGACUCGUGUAAGAUUCAGCCCAGCAACCUUUACAACAUCAGCGAGGACAACAACAUAAUGUUCUCUGGAGGGAAGAGUAACAUAGGUGGGGGUCAGACACAAACUCAGGCACAGCGCAGGAAGCUCGGGCCAGGUGGGAGGGUCUUAAGGAGACAGCACUCUUAUGACACAUUUGUGGACCUGCAGAGAGAGGGUUCAGGUCGUAAGGGAGGGGUAGGCGGGGGUGCCGGGGGCCAGUUUGCCCAGCCCCGAAGCGUUAGCCUGAAAGACAAAGACCGAUCCAUGGAGGGCCCCAGUCCUUACGCUCAUAUGUUUGAGAGGUACGCAGGGGAAAGGGAGUCUUCCAUGUUCGGAGGGAUAGGCGGAGACAGGGCAAAAGGAGGCUCUUCCUUUAGUUUGUUUCGUGGUGGCGAAGGUGGGUUGCAUCGGCGCUCGGUGGGCGAACGAGACCUAAGAGACAGGGAUAGGGCAAUGAUGGGAGGUAGCAGAGGCACCGGGACUUACUCCUUGUCUAAAUCUCUCUACCCAGAUAAGGUGAACCAGAACCCCUUCAUCCCAACCUUCGGCGAUGACCAGUGUCUUUUACACGGUGCCAAACCGUACUACAUGAAAAAGCCACAGACGCAGCAACAACAGCAGCAGCAGCUACUCAACAACAGCCGAGGAGGAGGGGACUUCCGGGGCCCCAUGGGCGCCGCUUCCUAUUUGCCCGCCUCGGCCACGGCCGGGGUUAUGUCCAACGUAUCCCCGAGGUUCCCCAAAGAUCUGUGCCUGGGCGGGAUGGGCAACCACCUGGGAGCCAACAAGCUCAUGCCCGGGGGCCGGGACACGUUAGGUUUGGGGCCGAGAUCUUUCAACGGUGCCAGCAACGGACACGUCUACGAAAAGCUCUCCAGCAUAGAGUCGGACGUCUGAGAGAAGAAGUGACCAAGACGAGAAAUGAGAAAGACAUUCCUUGAAGAAAAACAGGGCUAUGUCCUCCUGGCGCAAAGAGACGGUGAAGACACCGGUGGGGUUUGGUGUCACGCCACUGAACGGAAAACUUUGACCGGGUCCGGCCAGUGGACGGCAAGUUUAUUUUUCUUACCAAGGAGGAUUGUGGUGCUGGGAAAGAGGUAGGGACGGACCGGGCUCUCGUUACAAGCUCUUUGUUCCAAAUCCCGUUUUCUCCCGUUAGGGUAAUACAAUCAACACUGCUGAAGUAACAGGGUAAAUGAGUGUCAAUAUUAUAAUUACUCAAGUGCUUCGAGAUGAUUGAUUUCUCAAUAUGAUUUAGUCGUGUUUGUGCGAUGCUAAUUGUUUCUUUGCUCACCCAUUUGACGGGAGACUCGUGGACCACCUCUUAUUAUUUAGGGACUUCUGUCAUUUUGGGUUCUUCUUUGCAAUUAUUCUAUCUUCACGUUUGAUUCAUUUCUUUUUUUACUUUUUCAACGUUUGGAGUGUCGUGAUGUGUACGUGACAAAAAGGCAUGACUUGCUGAGUACAAGGUACUUAAUGGCGUACUUUUUCAAAGGUCUUUUUUCGGCUGCACGAGCGUCGUGGUCACACCGAUUCGCCCUACCUUCUCGUUGAUUUCUGGGGGUGGGUUUGUUUUUUUCCCCUCACAUUUCAAGCUGGAUGUGCCUUAAGGAAUUAGCGCUUCACCUGCAGCCAGUUUGUUCCAAUGUCAGGGCGAAACAUCUGCCGGAGUUUUCCUCAGAGGGAGUUAAAAACAAAUGUCCAGGAAAUCCGGAUUCAAUUGAGAAAGCGAGAGAUAGACAGGAAGCUCUGAUUUUGUUUUUCACAAUAAAACAGUUCAGCCACCGUGCCACUGCUGUAACAACUUCCUCGUUACAAAGUGACGUCUCUAAAACUCACCUGGGCAUAAACGAUCAGCUGCUUGUUGCUUUUUAUUGCUUUUUUACUCGAUUGGCCGUCUGGCACUCGUUAAUUUUUUUCCGUUGUUAAGGAAUGUUGAAUAUGCAAUGUCUGUCGUGUUAGGGGUCACAUUCCAGUGCACAAAUGAUAACGUUUAUAUCAGGGCUGUCGUGACUGAGCCAUAACGACCGUUAAUAUUUCAUUUUCUUCACAACGCGGCUCUCAUGUUAUCUGCUAUUUUAAAGAAAAGCUUCCCAUUUUUGAGCAAUGGAAACACACACGAGCAGAGUUUUAACAGGGGUGUCCAAAGUACGGCCCUACGGCCAUCUGAUAAACAGUAGUGGGUUGUUCAUGUAAUAUAUAAAUGGUUAGCUGUUCAGUUACAGAAGUAACUCAAGUCAGCAGCCAUUACUUGUACAUUAAUGUGAAUACAUGCCCAGCAUUCACCAAUAUGAACCAAUCCAAACAACCUUCCCUGGUCAUGGUGCUGGAAAAAAAAAUUCCACCGGCGCAAAAAUUCAACAAACAUGUUCACACACAGCACGACCACCUCAUUGAACUUUUUGGGAUUAUUAAAAACAUCUAAUCAGCAUUGAAAAAUCUAAAUUACACCAAUUUAAAUCAAUUACAAGGGAUGAUGGGAAGUAUGCAAAACACUCUCUAGACUUAUUCAUGUUAGUAGCUCAAGCCAUUAAUGUACAUCAAUACAUUCGCAUGCACAGCAUUCACUUAUAUAACCCAAUCUAAACAACCUUCCCUAGUCAUGUUGCUGGGAAAACAAUAUUUCCACCAGCACAAAAAUUCAUUGUCACACACAGUACAACCUGCUCAUUGAACUUUUUGAAAUUAUAAAAAAACAUCCAAUGGGCAUAGAAAAAUGUCAAUUACACCUAUCCAUCCCACCAUCCAUCCAUCCAUCCAUUUUCUACCGCUUUUUCCUUUCAGGGUCGCGGGGGGCGUUGGAGCCUAUCUCAGCUACAAUUGGGCAGAAGGUGGUGUACACCCUGGACAAGUCGCCACCACAUCACAGGGCCAACACAGAUAGACAGACAACAUUCACACUCACAUUCACACAAUAGAGACCAUUUAGUGUAAUAAAUUACACCUAUUUAAAUAAAGCACAAGGGAUGAUGGGGAAAUAUCCAAAACAAUCUCGACACUUUUUCAUGUUAGUAACUCAAGUUACUGGCCAGUUUUGUACAUUAAUAAAUUCACAUGCACAGCAUUCACCUAUAUGACCGAAUCCAAACAACCUUCCCUAGACAUGAUGCUGGAGAGAAAAAAAUCCACCAGCACAAAAAUUCAACAAACACGGUCACGCACAGUACAUCCUGCUAAUAAAACUUUGUGGAUCAUUAAAAAGGUCCAAUCGGCAUUUAAAACAUCUUAAAUUACACCCAUUUAAAUCAAUUACAAGGCAUGAUGGUAAAUAUGCAAAAGACCCUCCACACUUAUCCUUGUUUGUAACAGAAGUUACUGGCCAUUAUUGUACAUAAAAAAAAUCACAUACACAGAAUUAACCCAUAUGACCCAAUCUAAACAACCUUCCCUAGUCAUGGUGCAGAAAAAAAAAUCCACCAGCACAAAAAUUCAACAGACAUGGUGACACACAGCAGAACUUGCUAAUUGAACUUUGUGGAUUAUUAAAAAUGUCCCAUCAGUAUUGAAAACAUAUCAAUUACACCCAUUUAAGUCCAAUACAAGGGAUGAUGGGAAAUAUGCAAAACACUGUCUACACAUAUUCAAGUUGGUAACUCAAGUUACUUGCAAUUAUUGUACAUCAACAAAUUCACAUGCACGGCAUUAGUUAUAUGACCAAUUCUAAACAACCUUCCCUAGUCAUGGUGCUGGAAAAGAAUUCCACAAGCACAAAAAUUCUACAGACAUGGUCACACACAAUACAAUCUACUUAUUGAACUUUUUUGGAUCAUUAAAAACGUCCAAUCAGCAUAGAAAAAUCUAAAGUACACCCAUUUAAAUCAAUUACAGGAGAUGAUGGGAAAUAUGCAAAACACUGUAUACACUUCUUAGUAACUCAAGCUACUGGCCAUAAUUGUACAUCAAUAAAUUCACAUGCACAACAUUUACUUAUAUGACCCAAUCCAAACAAUCUUCCAUAGUCAUGGUACAGGAAAAAAAAAAUCCACCAG